This is a messenger RNA of Symphalangus syndactylus (siamang), 1644 nucleotides long. RefSeq names its product syntaxin 19 (gene STX19). Gene Ontology annotation, cellular component: SNARE complex; plasma membrane; endomembrane system. Gene Ontology annotation, biological process: exocytosis; intracellular protein transport; synaptic vesicle fusion to presynaptic active zone membrane. NCBI's taxonomy places the organism in Eukaryota, Metazoa, Chordata, Mammalia, Primates, Hylobatidae. The record is from RefSeq and is a predicted model, not a curated record. Gene Ontology annotation, molecular function: SNAP receptor activity; SNARE binding.
ACUUCCCAGGAUGCGGAGGUAGCGGGCCGGGGCCAAAACGACUUUCGCUACUUGGAUUGGUCGGCGUAGCUUUGGGCGGCCGGACCUUAGAAAGUCACACAUCUGCGCGCCUGUGUGGCCCCAGCUUCUGCGGAUGCUGAGACACGUAAAAGAAUUUGAAGAAGUGAAUUUCGCGGCAUUCUUGGCCUGGCUUCCUGGUGUAGCCAGCAAGCUCGGAGGUGCUAACCGCUGCUGUCAUGGUUCGUUUGCUAAACUGCAUCGUCGCUGUGUCCCAAAACAUGGGCAUCGGCAAGAACGGGGACCUGCCCUGGCCGCCGCUCAGGAAUGAAUUCAGAUAUGAGCUUUUGCCAUGUUGCACAGACUGGUUUCGAACUCCUGACCAAGUGAUCUGCACUCCUUGGCUUCCCAAAGUGCUGGGAUUACAGAUGUGAGCCACCCUGCCCAGCCAAUGCAGGACUCCAACACCGCAGGUGGAAAACUAACAAAAGGAAGAAGACAGAAAGGUGCAAGUCAGUUUAAAAAAAAAAUAAUGUGGCAACUAGCACUUCAGCUAUAUAUGCUGUAUUUUUAAGAAUUCAUAGUCAAGGUAGAAGGAUCCCUUGAGGCUACGAGUUCAAGACCAGCCUGGACAACAAAGUGGGGGAGAUAAGGAGCAGCCAGGAAAAAGAAAAUAGUGAUAAAGGAAGAGCCAAAAAGGAGGAAAGGGAAGAUGAAAGACCGACUUCAAGAACUAAAACAGAGAACAAAGGAAAUUGAACUCUCCAGAGACAGUCAUGUAUCAACUACAGAAACAGAGGAACAAGGGGUGUUUCUGCAGCAAGCUGUUAUUUAUGAAAGAGAGCCUCUAGCUGAGCGACACCUAUAUGAAAUCCAAAAACUACAGGAAAGUAUUAACAAUUUGGCAGACAAUGUUCAAAAAUUUGGGCAGCAACAGAAAAGUCUGGUAGCUUCAAUGAGAAGGUUUAGUCUACUUAAGAGAGAGUCUACCAUUACAAAGGAGGUAAAAAUCCAGGCAGAACACAUCAACAGAAGUUUGAAUGAUUUAGUUAAAGAAGUUAAAAAGUCAGAGGUUGAAAAUGGUCCAUCUUCAGUGGUCACAAGGAUACUUAAAUCUCAGCAUGCUGCAAUGUUCCGCCAUUUUCAGCAAAUCAUGUUUAUAUACAAUGAUACAAUAGCAGCAAAGCAAGAGAAGUGCAAGACAUUUAUUUUGCGUCAGCUUGAAGUUGCUGGAAAAGAGAUGUCUGAAGAAGAUGUAAAUGAUAUGCUUCAUCAAGGAAAAUGGGAAGUUUUUAAUGAAAGCUUACUUACAGAAAUCAGUAUCACUAAAGCACAACUUUCAGAGAUUGAACAGAGACACAAGGAACUUGUUAAUUUAGAGAACCAAAUAAAGGAUUUAAGGGAUCUUUUCAUUCAGAUAUAUCUUCUAGUAGAGGAACAAGGAGAGAGCAUCAACAAUAUUGAAAUGACAGUGAAUAGUACAAAAGACUAUGUUAACAAUACUAAAGAGAAAUUUGGACUAGCUGUAAAAUACAAAAAAAGAAAUCCUUGCAGAGUACUGUGUUGUUGGUGCUGUCCAUGCUGUAGCUCAAAAUAAAGAAGCUAUUUUAAAACUUUUUCCAGCUUUAUGGUAAAAGAUAGCUUAUA